UAAAACCAGACUCUCAGGGCCAGGCCAGGCAGUGUUUUGAGAGAACAUCCCUCCACCAUGAACUUCUCAGGAAAGUACCAGCUCCAGUCCCAAGAGAAUUUUGAAGCCUUCUUGAAGGCUGCUGGUCUACCUGAUGACCUCAUACGGAAGGCAAUGGAUACCAGGGGAACGUCCGAAAUUGUACAAAAUGGAAAUCACUUCAAGUUCACCUUAAAUGAUAACCAAAUCCAGGUGAUGAGUUCACUGGGGGAGGAGUGUGAGCUGACCUCUCCACUGGAGGAAAAGGUCAAGGGUGUAGUGAAUCUAGAAGGAGGUAACAAGCUGGUGACAACUUUGAAAGGAAUGAAGUCUGUCACUGAACUCAAUGGAGAUACAAUCACCACCACCUUUACCUUGGGUGAUGUUGUCUGCAAGAGAAUCAGUAAGAGAAUUUAGACAUGUCUGCUUUUCAUUUAUGUUUACUGUGUGAAAUUGGUACAAUAAAACAUGGCUUGUUAAAAAAAUACUGUCUUUUGAAUGACUUUACAAGCAUAUGUUUAUUCAAGGUUUUAAUGAUGCCUUUUAUUCUUACAUCACAACCAUUUCUGAAUUCACUGCACCUGCCCACCCACCCCCAAUGAGCCCCACCCUAUAACAAAGAAAAGCAGGCAAGCAAAACCAAACAACAAAGUGACUCCAUUUGCUAGUAUAUACACCCUUCUGCACCCAUAGUUACCCACCUCUCCAAGGAAUGGAGGGAGCCAGAAAAAGUGAAUAGUUUGAAAGAUUUUUGCAAAUUAUCAUUCACCUAGAAAGAAAUGGUGCUGACUUUGGGCUUGAUGGAAUAAGUUGUUACCUUGUAGGGUGAUUUUAGGGGGGCUUGUGACUCAUGUCCCCCCAUUCCUCACCAACACCCCCACAAGCACCAUUAUUUCUAUUUCCCUAAUUCUGUACCUAAAAUGCGUAGGUAAGAAUCAUACCUUUAGAUCAAAGUAUUUUGAGUCCAAAAGCUCUUGGUUACAAUGUGUGUAUGUGUGUGUAUGUGUGUAUGUGUGUGUGUAGGUGUGUGUGUAUGUGUUUUAAAUGAGAAGGGUAUUUUUUAGACCAGCUAUGUAGAAUAGGACCUUGAAGACACCAACUGAAGGACCCAUUUUUCUAGUAAACAGUGAGGAAGAUUUGGGUUAUGAAGCUCACAUCUGAGAGGGGAAGCCUAAUUGAGGAGCACAGCCUUAACUUCGGCAAGGCAAGUGGACCUGUGUCCCAGGAUUUAAAAGGACAACAUGCAGUCAGCUCUGACAAUCCUUUGGCUGCAUGAGAACCACAGAGAUGUAACCUGACUUACAGAAUCACAGAAUUUCAGGGGUGGAAGGAAUUUCAGAGGCCAUCUAGUCCAAACCAUAGCUGAAGAAGAAGAUUCCCUCUACAUCACACCUGAUAAAUGAUCAUCCAUAAUUUGCAUGAAGACCUCCAGUGAGAAAGAAUCUGCUACCUUCCAAAGCAACCAUGUCUCUGUUUCAAGCAGCUGGUGAUGUAAUGCUUAGGGUACUUGGCCUGGAGUUAGGAAAACCUGAGUACAAAUCUUGUCUCAGAUACUUCUU
This is a messenger RNA of Phascolarctos cinereus (koala), 1577 nucleotides long. RefSeq names its product fatty acid binding protein 1 (gene FABP1). Lineage: Eukaryota; Metazoa; Chordata; Mammalia; Diprotodontia; Phascolarctidae. Gene Ontology annotation, molecular function: lipid binding. The record is from RefSeq and is a predicted model, not a curated record.